CUGCACCUGCUGCCCCGAGAUCUGGACGUCAACAGCCCCGGCCGCACGCGAUCUCCGACCCGAUCUCGCCGUACGGAGCCGCGACCCGGUGCGUGUGCUUGCAUGGGAACGGGGGUACGAUCAUCCGAGGUUGGGCGUGGCUGGGGGUGGAGACCAGGGAGGGAGCCCGAGUCCAGUCAAAACAUGCAGCAGCUUAGCCAUCACGUUGUUCAACGAACCUGCCCCGAAGCAAGCAGCCGCCCCACUUUGAUCCUACUCCUACUAGUACUAAUAAAGCCGUUGAACAACCACCAGCUCGAUCCCCCCUUCUAUUGCUCGCAGCCUCCUUCCUCUCUCAGACGCACAAUCCAUCGCAGCCUCCUCCCUCCUCCGCUGAAGCCGUGCCGCGGCUACGACGAGCUCGUCCGACUGGCCGGCCGGAGAGUCCCUCGUCGCAUAGUCUAACCAUCGGAGGAAGUGGUCCGUCAGUUGGUCUGAGCUUCUCAUACGAUCCCUGUGCCUACAAGGAUGGAGAGGAGAGCGGCGAGGGGCACCUCUGAUCACCGUAGGCGAAUGCAGAUGCCGCCGGCGCCGGUGGGGCAGAAGCAGCAGCAGCCGCAGCGCCGCGGGGGGCCGAAGAGCUGCCAGAGAACGCCGCCGCCGCCGGGCUGCUUCACCAUCCAGCUGCUCAUGGUGUUCCUCUGGGUGGCCGCGUCGCUCGCCUUCCUGCCCCUCGUGCUCCCGCCGCUGCCCCCGCCGCCGCUCUCGCUGCUGCUCGUGCCCGUCUGCCUGCUCGCCGUCCUCGCCGCGCUGGCCUUCGUCCCGCUCGACGCCCACAACAACGUCGUCGUCGGCGGCUCGUCUUGUUUGUAGGGAGGCUGCAUUUUUUUUUCUUUUCCGUGUCGGUCAGAGCUGGCUGUUACCAGAUCUAGCCUGUAGUACAAACUGUGAACCUUUUUUUAAGAUUAGAAUUAUUAGGAUUAAUUAAGAGAGGACUACUUUUUGACUUUGUAAUCACUUGAACUCCGGCAAUGUCAAUUGAGACCUCACGGUAUUUAUGCUUA
Messenger RNA from Triticum aestivum (bread wheat), 1043 nucleotides. Its product is annotated as protein AUXIN-REGULATED GENE INVOLVED IN ORGAN SIZE. Bases 508 to 852 code for a protein of 114 amino acids. NCBI's taxonomy places the organism in Eukaryota, Viridiplantae, Streptophyta, Magnoliopsida, Poales, Poaceae. Gene Ontology annotation, biological process: positive regulation of organ growth. The record is from RefSeq and is a predicted model, not a curated record. The transcript has a single exon.